UAGGGUGAAAGGAAAUAUGUGAGAUAAAACAUCAGAAAAAAAACUUGACAGAAAUAAUCAAAGAAGUUUACAUUGCAUGUAAGUACUUGAUUGACAUAUCGUAUGACUGAUCAGAUUGUCAAUGAACAAAAUCACAAGAGUGAAAUUGACGACAAUCACGUUACUUUGCGUUAAAGAUUUACCACACGGGGUAGGACUUUGUGUAUGGAGGACCACGCAUGGGAAAACAGUGGUGAAUGUUUUUAAUCUUUACCUUGUUGAAAAGGGAAGUUAUGACCAGGAAAAUUCUUGUGGAGAUAUUCAAAACUUGGCAGUUGUGCCAGGUGUAAGGAGGGCCUGCUCGUCACCUCGCAUGCCCCCAACCACAUCCAGCUCACCUCCGCAAACACUGAAUACCUGAGGAGUAGGCAGGCUUGUAUCAGUGAUCGCUGCGGUCACGGCAGGAUUACGCUGAAGUAAUUUUCUAUCCUUUAUUUGUGCAAACAUCAGGGGGCUCUGUGAUAGCCAAGAUAAAAUUCCUUUGCGAGAGGGACAGUGUCUUUCUGCCUACAACAUGAUGUGCCAUCACUGGCUCCUGAAACAACCAACGUUACCUGUGAUGCAAACGGAUACAUUGGACUCUCAUGGGACGUGGCUUGAGAGGAGACUCUUUCUUUAACAUACCGUGAAAUGGACGCUGCCUGCUUGAUAUUUACGACAUACUUGUGAUAUGUACGAGUGUGGAUUUCGGUGGGUGCAGCUUGUCAUUGUUAUUAGCGGGUUGGUACCUGACCAGGAGUGACAGUGGAUAUAAACACAUGUCAGAAUGCACGUCAGUGAUUUUCUCCGGAGUUGAAUUUACCUUGGUGAAAUAUUUUACAUUCCAUGACAGUUUCUUGUUCAUUUUAACCGAAAAGGUGACAGAUGGGACAAGAUGACUGACAACUGACUGUAAUAUAACGAGAAUAUUUUAGUGUUUGUGUCUAGUCACUAGGCUAUGGAUGUUUUACUGUAAUAUGACAGAAAACUGGUUGUAACUUGACUCCCACUUUGAAAUCACCACUGCUGGGGCUUGUAACGUCCUCGCCUGUCAUUCAAUGUGUUUAUGAAAUUGACAAGAAAUGUACCUGUGGUAAAUUUUACGAAAAUUUAUGUGCCGAACAUUGGAAUAACCUGGUUGAAAUUAAUAUGAUUUAAAAAAGAAUCCAUUUCAAGGUGUGCUGGGUCUUGUAAUACAAAAUCUACAGACAGAUUUUAUCAAGGGAUGCCAUGCUUCACUGAGUAGCAGAUAGCUGAUAGCAAGUUGUUUCUCUAUAGAGCUCACACAUGCUCAGGAUUUGUUAACAAACAUGGUGGAAGGAAGGCAAUAUAUUCUGAAUUAGGAUCACUGUGUUUGUGUUACGUAUUUCCUCGUCUCCAAGUCACGUAAGUUGAUAACAAGUUAGUAACGAGAAGGGGACAGAGCUUGUUUGUUUUUUGUAUUACGGGUAAUCAAGUGUCGUUUGAGAUAAACUAAUUACCAUGUCUGGAGAUUUGGUAACAAUUUCUGAAUUUUCUCGAGACGAUAUGCUUGACUCAAGGCAGAAAAGUCGGACCCCAUCACAAAGGUCAAGGACAAAUGGAUUUGAUGAGCACGAACUUGACAUGGAGGUACACAGUGCCGAUUGUCAUCGGAAACAAAGUGGGAAUGAGGAAGAAGAUCGUUCACAGACCCCCGUGUCAUGUGGACGUAACGACCAUUCAGCUACUCCUAGUCUGAGUGGAGGUAAACCAUCACGAAAAAGUAGUUCCGGAUCCUCACAAACAGAUUCAUCCCCUGUUGGUAAAAGUAGUGAAGCGUCUAUGAGACUUAAAGGUGGAAAGACGAUAUUGUUUGAAAACGAACCAGAACAGCUUAAACUUGGUUGUAAUCACUGUUCUCGGUUACGACGCUCCGAGGUUUUCGAGGAAGAGUUUUGCAGUCAGGGACCUCGUGUGAGACGCAGUGAAAGUGGAAAUGACCUGAGUUACGAAUUUUCACCGCGAGCUCGUGUUCCGAGUGAGGAUUUUGAUAGCCCAACAAGAAACCCCAGAAAAAUAUCUGGGGCUGAUUCCCCAUCCAAGACAAAUGUAAGGAGAGUCAGCAGCGGUGGGUCUGUUAACAUGGAUCGGUCUACGCCCCAGACCAAAAAUGUUCGACGGACAUCCAGUGGCGCUAACGUUGAAAGAAAUUCCUCUUCUAAGCAAAGAGUGCAGCGCAGCAGCAGCAGUGGGGAUAGACAUCGUGAAUAUGGUGCAUUACAUACUGCGUCUCGGGUUCGCAGAUCGGAAAGUGGAACAAGCAUCAAUAUAGAACAAGGCCGACCUCCAUCUCGUAAUUCAGACUCCCGCCCCCCUUCCCGAAACUCAGACAGACCACCUUCACGGGUCUCGGAUAGACCGCCUUCCCGUAAUAUGGAUAGACCGCCUUCCCGUAAUAUGGAUAGACCGCCUUCCCGAAAUAUGGAUAGACCACCUUCCCGUAAUAUGGAUAGACCACCUUCCCGUAAUAUGGAUAGACCACCUUCCCGAAAUGCUGACCGACCUCCAUCAAGAAACAUGGAAAGACCUCAUUCGCGGAACUCAUUCUAUCGCAGCGACAGCAACAGAAGCAUUAACUCUGAUUUUGGAGGGUCAAGGUCACAACAGUCUGGUCAAGAGGAAGGUUUAUUUCGCCGAAGUGAAAGCAACAGGAGUAUUAAUUCUGAUUAUGGUGGAAAUUCCCGUUCUCGUGGAUAUGCUUUGUUUGGAGACAGUGCAUCGGAUCAGUCAUUACACAAAAAUAGUUCCCGAGUUCGGAGGAGCACUAGUGGGAGUAACCUACAUACGAACCUCCAAAGUUCUCGGAAAAAAAGUGAUGGUUACCAAAGGACAAGUGUUGGUCAAAAUCAUUCACCCAAACAACCUAUGAUUUUAAGAUGUGCUUCUCGGGACGGAUCUAUUAGUUUAGACUCAGGAAACUUACUGCAACGGUCGCCUAGUGGAUAUGAAUUUGAAAGUCUUGCGGAUGCUUUUGCUCGAAGGAAAAGGGAAUUACUUGCUGCUGCACAUAAGAAGUCGAUAACGGCCAAAUCUGAGGAUGAAGUCAACACUGAGAAGGCCUGGAUGGACACAGAGAAGGUCUGGCUCGUCCACAAGGGGGGAUUUGCAGCCUCACACCUCCUCAAAGCAGACCCAGGGUCACUUCCUGAAGGAAAGGUCAAGGUCAAGGUUGAAAGUUCGGGAGAUGUGUUGGAAGUGGAUGAGGACGAUGUUGAAAAGGCAAACCCUCCUCAGUUUGACCGCGCUGAAGACCUGGCGUCGCUGCGUUACCUGAACGAGUCGAGUGCCCUGCACACGCUGAGACAGAGAUAUGCUGGGAACCUCAUCCACACCUACGGCGGCCCCUCCCUCAUCAUCCUGAACCCCAUGCAGCAGCUGCCUCUGUAUUCAGACAAGGUGGUCCAGAUGUUCAAGGGGUGCAAGCAGGAGGACAUGCCCCCUCAUGUGUUCUCCAUGGCCCAGAUCGCCUAUCGGGAGAUGUUGAGUUCGCGCAGGGACCAGUCCAUUAUCACCAUGGGCCGCAGUGGCGGCGGGAAAACUAUCAACGCCAAACAUAUCCUUCAUUAUCUCACCUUGUCAGCCGGCAGCAUCUACAACAUCCUGAAUGUGGACAAGUUGACCGCCAUUAUGUCACUCAUGGAAUCUUUCGGCAACAGUCGCACUCUGCUCAACACUAACGCCAGUCGCUACACACAGAUCACUACGCUGGACUUCGACCACUCCGGCCAGAUCAACUCCGCAUCAAUACAGGUGCUGAUGUUUGAGAAGAACCGCAUUGUGCGUCGUCCAGAGGGGGAACCAACCUUCCACGUGUUCUACUACAUGUUGGCUGGGGUGGAAGCACAGCUGAGGAAUGAACUUCAGCUUCAAGUGUUGAAUGAACACAACCUAUUCAUGACACCACUUCAGAAGCCCGAUGACCGGCAGAAGGCUAGCCUUCAGUGGGGGAAAGUCAUCCACGCCCUCCAGACCAUUGGGGUCUCAGACGAUGAGUCCAAAGCCAUCUUCUCCGUGCUGGCGGCCAUUUUCCAUCUAGGAGUGGCAGGAGCGACAAAAGGAAGCAACAACAAGUCUCAGUUCAACAAGCCGGCCGCAGCACAGAAGGCAGCCUCCCUGCUGGGGACCACGGUGGAGGAACUGGCCAGGUCCAUCUUCACCAUGUCCGGCACCUCCACUCUCACACGCAGCACCUCCAUGAGGGUUGGACCAGGGUCUGAAAAGUCGGGUAACCUGAGUUCGGACUCUGGAGCUUCACCUUUGGAACAUCUAGAGGCCUUUGUUGUAGGACUGUACUCUGAUGUCUUCAACGCUGUGGUGUCUCUCAUCAACAGAUCUCUGUCUUCCAACGUACGGACACAGUUCUCCAUCACAGUGGUGGAUGCACCAGGCUUCCAGAACCCGUUGACCUGUGGGCGGCAGAGUGGGGCAUCGUUCGAGGACCUCUGCAACAACUACGCCCAGGAGAGGCUGCAGCUGUUCUUCCACGACCUGUCCUUCACCCAGCAGCAGGACAGAUACGCACAGGAAAACAUUGACUGCGACUUUGAGUUUGUGACCAACAGCCCAGCAGCACUCGUGUCACUCAUAGACAAAGCUCCACAGCAGGGCACGGUACGCACUUCCACCCAGGACCUACGGGAUGCUGAGAAGAAAGGGUUGCUAUGGAUACUGGACGAGGAGGCCAUCUUCCCUGGCGCCACAGAAGACAGCUUCAUGGAGCGAUUCUUCUCCCAACAUGGAGAGCAACCUGUCAGACGUGACAGUCUGUUGAGGAAGGGUUCCCUUGGGCACACAUUCAUCCUGAACCACUUCCAGGGCACCAACCCCGUACAGUACAACGCCAGCGGCUGGCUCAAGUCCUGCAGGGACAGCCCCAUCUCCAGGAACGCCACUGUUGUGCUGCAGGACUCCAAGAAACACAACAUGAGUACGCUGUUCACCAGCGUGAAGGCGCCCGUGGCCGGUGUGGUCAGUGGGUCUAUUGUCGGGAUGGAGGGAACCACGUCACUGAGGCGGGUUGGCAGCAUGAGGAGGACCUUCAUGUCCGGCACUGCUGGGCUCAAGAAGAAGUCCAUCUGUCUACAGAUGAAGUUCCAAGUGGAUUCUGUGAUGGAGACCAUCAGGAAGACGAAGUGUCACUUUCUGCACUGUAUUGUGCCGCAACACUCGGCCGGCUUGUGUGAGCUCAAGUCCUCGUUGUCAAACGCCACCAAGCCAAACUCCCAUGAUGAGAUCCUACUGAAUGUCCCACUUGUCCGAGCACAGAUUCGUGGCUUUGAGAUCAUUGAUGCUGUCAGACUUUUCAGACAAGGAUUCCCAGAUUAUAUGCAGUUUUCCGAGUUCAGGCAGAAGUUUGAAGUGCUGGUUGCUCCCAAUGCUCGCCCAGAUAAGGAUAUGGAUGAGAAAAAGGCAGUGCUACAGGUGAUGGACAAUCUGGAUAUUGACAAGCUUAGCUACAGGAUUGGGCUCAGCCAGAAUGGACAUACUUCACAAAGUUCUCUAGUAUUUUUUCGGCCUGGAGCGCUAGCACAGUUGGAGGUAACGAGAGAUGAGAAGAUUACGGGCACUGUGACAGCCUUCCAGUCCUUCUGCAGAGGGUUCCUCGGUCGCAAAUACCUGGAGAAACUCAGGGUCCAGCAUCUGGCUGUCAACUGCAUCCAGAAGAAUGUGAGGAAGUACAUGUUCAUCAGAGACUGGGAGUGGUGGAGACUCUACACCAAGGUCCAACCCCUCCUGAACGUCCACCGCACAGAAGAGGAACUCCGUAACGCUGAGGCGGAACUAGAACAGAUGAAGACGAAGCUGGAGAAGGUUGAGAAGGACCGGGCGGACUACAAGCUGCAAUGUGACAAACUGGAAAACAGGUUGUCGGAGAUGACGGCCGACUUCAUGGAGGAGAACACGACCUCCCACAAUGCCACUGAGCUGCUGGAGGCGGAGACUGCUGACAGGAUGAGGCUGGAGAAGGAUCUCAAGGAUGUGCAGUCCAAGUAUAACGCGAUCAAAAGACAGAAUGAGAGACUUGAGCAGGAGGUGAUGCAGUCAAGGAUCUGGCAGGCACAGACACUCGAGGGGGAGCUGGAUGACGAUGCAGAUGAUUCCAUCUACAAGGAACGUUAUGAGCGGCUGUCCAAGGAGCUGGCAAUGACCAAGAAGAGGCUGCAUCAGCAACAUGAGGAGGAGAUGGAGCAGGAGCUGCAGUCCCGGCGACUCCUCGAGAAGAGGUUGCACGAUGCAGUAGAGGAGGCGGAGGAACAGCGCCGUCUGGUGCAGCUGACCAAGAAGAAGGUGCAGCGCAUCACGCAGGAGAUGCAGGACACCAAGCUGCACCUGGAGGAGCAGAUGACGCGCAACAACGAGCUGGAGCGGAAACAGCGCAGGUUUGACACGGAGUUGAACAUGGCCCAGGAGGACGUGAGAGACGAACACACGCUGCGAGAGAAGCUUCAGAAGGAGAGAGACAGUCUGAUGUCCGAGAAAUACACUCUGGAACAAGAUGUGCAGCGCUACAAGAUGGACUACGAGUCCCAGGUGGAGAAGAAUGAGAGGCUUGAGAAAGAACUUACUGAUCUCCUGUCUUCAGGGAAAGACAACAAUGAGGUGGUGGUGCUGAAGCGGGCCAAGCACACGUUGGAGUCCAAGCUGCGGGAACAGGAGGAGGAGCUGGACGACCAGGCCGGGCAGAUACAGCAACUGGAGCAGGGUAAACUACGUCUGGAGAUGAACCUGGAGCGCAGUCGUCAGCAGCACCUGAAGGAUCUGGAGGAGAAGGAUGAGGAGAUGGAGGAGAUGAGGUUCAAGACCCAGAAGAAGUUGAGGCAGAUGGAGUCCCAGGUGGAGGAAGAGUACGAGGAGAAGCGGCGAAUUAUGGAGGAGAAGAACAACCUGGAGAGGCAGAUGGAGAAUAUGGGAGCACAUGCCCCAGCCAGGGAUAAGGACACUGAGAAGAGGCUCAGAAAGACUUUGAAGAAGACGAAGGCUUUGUUGAAGGAUGCUGGCAACACACUUCAGAAACAGAAGACCGUAGAGGGAGCCAAGGUGCAGAUACACCAGCUCAAGAACCAGCUGGAUGAUGCCUUGUUCUCCUCUCAGGCAGCGGUGAAGGGCAAGAAACGCAUGGAGCUGGAGAUACAGGACCUUCAGCAGCAGAUAGAGGACUUCUCCCGCAGCAAACAGGAGGCUGAGGACCGCUGUAUGUCGCUUUUGAGGGAGAAAUCUGACCUCCAGAACAAGCUGGAGGAGAACGAGGAGGACCUGACCGAGAUCAUGAAGAAGUACAAGGCUGCUGUACAACAGCAAUCUGUUGAUCACAUAACACUUUCAUCACAGCUUCAGCAGAUAGAAGAAUUAUCGACAGAGAGAUGUAACCUCCAGCAAGAGGUGGAGAAUCUCUCAUCCAGGGUCAUGUCGUAUGAGGACACAAGCGUGGACAAGCACUCCGUCACCCGGCUAGAGAACAAGAUCCGAGAGCUAGAAGGAAAACUGGAUCUGGAACAGACAACUAGGCAGAGAAUAGAGGUCCAGGUAUCCAGGUUGAAGGAGCAGCUGGAGAAGGAGAAGACGGAGAAAGGAGACAUGGGAAUGUCGAAAAUGCAGAUGGAGGAGUCGAUGAAGCGUCUCCAGAAACAAUUGCGGGAUCUCCGAGAAGAGUUGACAGACUCCCAGAAGAAGGAAUUCGAUGCCACCAAUAAGAAACAGGAACUGGACAACAGAGUGGAGGAACUGGAGGUUGACGCCAUACAGAACCAGUCUGACCUGAAGCUGGCCUUCAAGAGGAUCAAUGACCUGCAGGCUGCCCUGGAGGAGGACCUGGACAGCGAUGACAGUCUCCUGUCGGACAGUGAUGACCUUGAUGAUCUGUCGGAUGAGGACAUUGACAGCUUCUUGGCCAGUCAUAAUCAGGCUCCACUGGGACAGCGGGGGAGCCGGUCAACAUCAGUGACCAGUGGCUCCCACGAAGAUGCACUUCACAGUCCUAGGUUCAAUGAUAUAGAUUGUACAUAGUAAUACUUUCAAUAGUGGAAGACGUGUGCUUUACGACAUGGUGAAGCAUAGCACUAGAUGUGAGGCUUGUGAGCCUGGUACAACUCUUCAGGAUACCUUUGGGCCAAGUGCAACAGAUUGUGUGUGUGUCGUCAUAUCUUGCAGUACGGAGCUAUCCACAUCGGCCGUCCGCUAUACGUGUCAGCAUUGUGUCGUACAUUUCGAUGUCAUAUUUCAUCGCUGAUGUAGUUACUUCAUCAACCCCCUGUUACUGUUUUCGUUUUCCUCUUGGACAGAACGUUGAGUUGCAGUGAAACCUUCUUCCGUAAUGAAAAAUCUUGGAUACAUAUCUGAGGAAUUUAUCUCCUGGGAAAACAUGGCGGCAAUUGCUGAAAUCGAAGGAUUGGAUUGUGGUUAAAUGAGAGGAUGAGAGAUUCAGUUGAGUCAAAGGAUUGAGGAUGUGAUGGAAUUCAAGUGUUGAAUGAGGAUUUCAACAGAUUCCUGAUUUCGUAGGAUUUAGCUGCACUUCUUUAGGAUUCCGGAUGUUGCCGAUUCUGCUGCAGUUUUGUUGGGUACCUGAUUUGAAGGAUCCAAAUGCAAUUCUUUGAGUUCCUGAUUUCUGCUGAAAGAUACAGGCAUGAAAGGAUUCAGUGGUUGAAAGGCUUCAGAGAAAGGCGGAUGACCCUCUGUUGACAUGAAGGAUGGUUGAUAGAAAGAUGCAGAGAAGUCAUAUUGAUGGUUGGUACAUUAGGAUUCAGUUGCUGUGGAAAAAUUGAAGGAUUUCACUGCACAAGUAGUGAGGCACUAUGGAUACUGAGUAUUCAGCUGCAGUACAAUUGAAGGAUUUCACUGUACAAUGGAUGGAUUUCAGUGCUGUACAAUUGAAAGGAUUUCAGUGCUGUACAUUUGAAGGAUUUCACUGUACAAUUGAAGGAUUUCACUGUACAAUUGAAGGAUUUCAGUGCUGUACAUUUGAAGGAUUUCAGUGCUGUACAAUUGAAGGAUUUCACUGUACAAUGGAAGGAUUUCAGUGCUGUACAAUUGAUGGAAUUUCUCUGUACAAUUAAAGGAUUUUACUGUACAAGUAGCAAGGCACUGUGAACAACUGAAGGAUUUCACUGCACUAGGAGUGAGGCGCUGUGGAUACUGAAUGAUUCAACUUCAGUAAUAUUGAUAGAUUCAGCUGUGCUGUGGAUGAUGAUAGAUUAAAAAAUUCCAAGGAUAUAUGGUGACGACUCACAUGUAGAUAUUACAAGGCUUACAUAGUGGUCUAGAGUUCAAGUGCUAUGUCAUUCAAGAGUGCAACCAUGGUUCCAUGUGAUGCAGAUAAAGUGGUUGUCUGUCAACACACAGGUACCAAUCCAAAUUCUAGCAGCACUGGGAAGUAGGCAGUGACACCAUACAUGAACCUCUAGCACUGGAGUGGCGGUCGGGUAGCCUAGUGGUUAAAGCGUUUGCUCGUCACGCCGAAGACCCGGGUUCGAAUCCCGACAUGGGUACAAUGUGUGAAGCCCAUUUCUGGUGUCUCCCGCUGUGAUAUUGCUGGAAUAUUGCUAAAAGCGGCGUAAAACAAAAACUCACUCACACUCUAGCACUUGAGGGCUGCAACUGAAUACGUAAAUGGAUUGCUUUCACGCUGCACUGAACUCAACUCCUAUCACUGAAGCAAAGAUGCAGGGCUGCUUGUCAUCAAAGGAUUCCUUAUCGAAAAAAACAAAACAUGUUUCUUUAAAGAUGUAUCUUUUUCAAAGCAGAGACACCUUAAAUAUGUCAUGCAAAUGACCGCUUGGAUUAUACAAAUAACAGGUCACCUGAAGUAAGCGGGGAAAAGGAUUGCCUGACUUCGACAAAACAAAGGAUGACAAAUGGUCACUGUGAAGAUUGGAAUUUGUAUCCUAGAAUGAGAUCUUGCAUCAUAGUGUAGAUAACAGAAUUUCUUUAGAAAUUUAUUUGAAUAGAUUCCAUUGCUUAAUGUUUUCUGAUAUGGUAAUUUCAGCUUACAGUAAGGGUCAGAAUCUUGUCACAGCACAUAUCUUGCAGGUGAAGAUUCUUCUUCUGGUUGUGUCAUGUCUGUGUUAGCCUGCACAUGGGUUCAAUUUCUUUGGUUAUAAGUACUGAAUAUAUUAUAUGAAUUCUACAGACUAUGCUUGUCGUAAGAGGCGACUAAUGGGAUUGGGUGGUCAGGCUCGCUGACUUGGUAGAUAUACGUCAUCGAUCCCAAUUGCAU
Messenger RNA from Haliotis rufescens (red abalone), 10249 nucleotides. Its product is annotated as unconventional myosin-XVIIIa-like. Gene Ontology annotation, cellular component: myosin complex. Bases 1501 to 8043 code for a protein of 2180 amino acids. The record is from RefSeq and is a predicted model, not a curated record. Gene Ontology annotation, molecular function: ATP binding; protein binding; cytoskeletal motor activity. Lineage: Eukaryota; Metazoa; Mollusca; Gastropoda; Lepetellida; Haliotidae. The transcript is spliced from 41 exons.